CUCGAUAAACAAAAUUUUAAUUAAUAUGGCUUCUUAAAGUGAAGAAAAAGACUUGAUAGGAUCCAUAUUAAGUGGUAAUGAGAAAUUCAUUAUUGUAGAUUAAGAUGAGAAGCAAGAAAUCAUCCCUAAAAAAGCAAGAAAGAAUUUAUCUUUGAAAUCUAAAGAAUUUGAUCCUCAAAUACAAUCUAAACAACAAGAAUUUUAGACUUCAAAUGCUAGUAUAUUAUCAACAGGUUAUUAAUCGCAUUAGAAAUAAAGAAUAUUUUUCCAAACUUAAACAUCAAUAGAAAUGUAUAUAUAUAUAUUUAUAAUCAAAUAAAUAGUUAGUCUUAAUUUUCUAGUGCUUUUCAAUAAACUGCAGAUUAAGAUAACACUUGUUCAUUUGAUAAUUUCUAAUGUAUUAUUAAUUUUAAGUACAAAUAGCUUUCGAUUCAUUUGGUUAGUUACACAGAAAACAAUCAACUAAGAAGCACUAUACUAUGUAACCAAUAGGAUAUUAAAACCAAUCUUUGGAAUUCACCAGUGAUUAAUGCAUAGAUGGUAAAUUAUCUUUGAGCCAAUCAGAUCUUGUAAAUUGAAAAUAUUUAAUAGAAAGGAAUAAAUAUGUGGAAAUUAAUUAAUCAAUAGAAAAAUAUAAAAUAUAUUGGAUAGUAAUGACAUCAAUUCAAAAAGACUGAUUUUUAAUCAAAUAGAAAAGAUAUGCUUAAAGGCUUCAAAAGAUAUGUUUGGGAAUUACACUGUACAAAAGAUAUUUGAUGUUGGAAGUCAAGAUUAGAAACAACGAAUGUAUAAUUUGUUGAUUAAUCACAUCUUUGAUUUAUCAAAAAAUCAAUAUGCAUGUAGAGUAGUCCAAAAGAUGAUUGAGUUUAUUAAGUAAUCCAUACACUAUUUAAAAGAGAAUAUCCCGAGUAACUAGAAAUAUUUUUACAAAUUCUUCAUCCUCAAAUGAAUUUACUAUUAAAUGAUUCUAAUGGCAAUUAUGUCAUUUUAUCAUGUUUUGAGUUAUUCAAUAAGAAUUAACUGAUCUUUAUUAUUCCAUUAAUAGAAGAUUCAGUAAGCUUUUAAUUAAUAAUAAUUGUAGUUGCAAUAUAUGUCAAAACAAACAUAUGGUUGUCGAGUAAUUUAGAGAGUUCUAGAGUAAUACCCUUUAGAAUAAACCUAAAGAAUCUUAGAUAUCUUAAUGACUAUUGCAUCUUAAUUAUGUUAUUAAGAAUUUGGAAAUUACAUUAUAUAGUAUUUAUUAAGGAGUGGACCUCAAAAAGAAAAAUAAAUAAUUUGUUAAAUAAUUAAAGAUAAUUUUGAAUAAUUAAGUAUUAAUAAAUUCGGAAGCAACACUGUUGAAAAGUAUAUAGACAUAAUGGGACCGAAUUAAAUAAUAAAAAUAUUAUGUUCAAUUUCAAAUGAUUAGUAAAUAAUCUAUUGUAUACUAGAUUUGUAUUUUACAAUUUGUCUACUAAUGCUUAUGGGAAUUAUGUUAUGAAAAAAGUACUGAUUAGUGGUGAUCCAUCUCUACAGUAUUUAAAAAGUUUAUUGAAAUAAUAUCCAGAUCUUAUUUAAAGAAUUAAAAACUCUGAUUUCGGAUAAAGAGUUGGAUUAAUUAUGGAUGCAUUAUGAGGAUAAUUAACUUGUAAUAGUAUCUUGCUUAUGAGUA
Molecule: messenger RNA, 1651 nt
Organism: Paramecium sonneborni
Lineage: Eukaryota; Ciliophora; Oligohymenophorea; Peniculida; Parameciidae
Source: the annotation of a GenBank genome assembly